This is a messenger RNA of Trypanosoma rangeli, 705 nucleotides long. RefSeq lists its product as uncharacterized. The record is from RefSeq and is a predicted model, not a curated record. Lineage: Eukaryota; Euglenozoa; Kinetoplastea; Trypanosomatida; Trypanosomatidae. Bases 1 to 705 code for a protein of 234 amino acids. The transcript has a single exon.
AUGUUUCGCUGUGUUCGACGGCUCAGCUCAAGGCCCACAGCAACGCGCCAUCGGGCAUCGCAGGCCGCCAUGCGAACUGUCGGUUACAACGCGCCCGGGCCGAACGGGAAGUCGACGCACGCUGACGAGGGAAAGACACUGCCUGCUAGCAUUUGCCCGGCAUACAAGACGGACGACCUUGCGCAGCUUCUGCAGAAGUCGCUUCCCUCAACGGCCAACGUUCUGACGAUUGACGGCACCGCGGGAGACGCCAACAACAGCGCCGCUUCCAUUUUGCGAUUCGUCAUUACAUGUGGCGAUGACGUUUCUAAGCUGCAACUCAACUCCGAGCAUUCACAUCCGUUACUUGUUCUUGUUCAGACGUCACUGGAUAAGGACGAUGCUGACGCAAGUGAGUUCGUCCUGUCCACUGCCCUGCAGCAGCGGGAGCGCUUUAAAAAUGCCACUGCCAUCGUUAUGGACGCUGAGCAGUCGACUGUCGUCAAGCCGAUUUUAAAGAGUCUUUGGGAAAGCAAACUGGAGGCGAAGAAUGUAGAAAAGGCGAUGGAGGCGCCGGGGGAUGCCACCGUCAGCGCUGCCUCUGAGGUACCUGUAAAGGAACAACGGGAGGCUGCCGCAGGGGAUGGCAAUGAGGGGAAAACUGAGCGGCAGUCGCCGGAGGUAAAGGCACACCGAAGAGUCUACCUCCCAAGAAGACGUCAAUAG